Molecule: messenger RNA, 468 nt
Organism: Kwoniella shivajii
Lineage: Eukaryota; Fungi; Basidiomycota; Tremellomycetes; Tremellales; Cryptococcaceae
Product: glycine cleavage system H protein
Exons: 4
Coding region: 1-468 (155 amino acids)
Biological process (GO): glycine decarboxylation via glycine cleavage system; protein lipoylation
Cellular component (GO): glycine cleavage complex; mitochondrion; cytoplasm
Source: RefSeq, a predicted model, not a curated record
AUGUUAUCACUCCGAAUCGCUCGUCCAGCCAGUGCUAUCUUCCGAAAUGCCUUGACUCCAAAAUCAAUUAGGCUCUCAAGUGUACGAUUCCUUUCUACUCGAUACACCACCGACCACGAAUGGGUAUCAUUCGACUCCAACACCAACAUCGGUACCGUUGGAAUCACAGAUUACGCUCAAAAAGCUUUGGGUGAUGUUGUCUUUGUUGAAUUACCUGGACAAGGCGCAGAAGUCGCUCAAGGUGACUCAAUCGGUGCCGUGGAAUCAGUCAAAGCAGCUUCAGAUAUCUACGCUCCUGUAUCAGGUAUUAUCGAAGAGAUCAACGAGACUCUUGCUGAUCAACCUGGAUUACUAAACAAAGCUCCUCAAGGUGAUGGAUGGCUCUGUAAACUCAAACUUUCCGACCCAUCAGAAUUCGAAGCUUUAUUGAACGCAGAGGCCUAUAAAGCUCAUUGUGAGGGUAACUAA